AAUUGUCAAAUUCAAUUUGUGUAAAGUGCCAGCGUUCACAAUAUAGGAAAAUGUUAUUUUUUUAGUUCAUUAUUGAAACGAGUAUCUCGAAAUGUUGGACAGCUGGUUCAGUUUACCAGUGUUCCCUCUUACGUGGUUUUUGGAAUACCUACCAAGUAAGUGCAGUUGUUCAAAUAUUUCACCAUCUACGAGGGGAUACAUCUUGUUUAGUCGAAACGCAAUGUGGGUUCAGAUUUGCAAUGACCGCUUGCAUCUUCUUAAAAAUGAUACGAGAUGUGUACGAUAUGAAACAGAAUAAACCACAGGGAGUAUUGCGGAACGAACCGAAAAGUAAGAGAAGAAGAGUGAGCGACCACGGUGACUACGAAACUAUGAAAGAAUAUUUCCAUCCCAUAGAUGACGGUAAUUCAUCUUAAUGUGUAUUCUAGCUUUUCAAAAUUAAAGUGUGAAUCUAAGGAAUUAAAUUAAUUGGUAAAAAA
This is a messenger RNA of Acanthoscelides obtectus, 479 nucleotides long. The record is from the annotation of a GenBank genome assembly. NCBI's taxonomy places the organism in Eukaryota, Metazoa, Arthropoda, Insecta, Coleoptera, Chrysomelidae.